GUGGUGCUACUAUGCCUUCUGACCCCGUCUUGGACUUCAUCUGGGAGAAUGUGGAGACAUUUGAACAGGCUCCUUCUCUGGAGCGUAUUUUCUUCUGUCACAUGUAGAAAAGCUGUAUUGGAUUGUGAGGCAAUGAACACAAAUGACCCGGUGACUGCCCCAGUGCUGAACAUUAUGGUCAUUCAAACAGAAACACACCGACAUAUAACAUUACAUUGCCUCUCAGUCAAUGGCUCGCUGCCCAUCAAUUACACUUUCUUUGAAAAGCAUAUUGCCAUAUCACCAGCUAUUUCCAAGUACGACAGGGAGUCUGCUGAAUUUAAGUUAACCAGGAAGAAUCCUGGAGAAGAGGAAGAGUAUAGGUGUGAAGCUAAAAACAGAUUGCCUGACUAUGCAGCCUACAGUCAAACUGUCACCAUGCCCUCAACAGGCGGAGACAGCUGUCCUUUCUGUCUGAAGCUACUGCUUCCGGGGUUAUUACUGCUGCUGCUGGUGAUAAUCCUAAUUCUGGCUUUUUGGAUACUGCCCAAAUACAAAGCAAGAAAAGCUAUGAGAAAUAAUGUGCCCAGGGACUGUGGAGACACAGCUGUGGAAGUUGGAAUCUAUGCAAAUAUCCAUGGAAAACAAGCAAAGGAGAGAUCUGUCCCAGAAGUGGGAUCCAGACCAUGUGUUUCCACAGCCCAAGAUGAGGCCGAACAUUCCCAGGAGCUACAGUAUGCCACCUCCGUGUUCCAGGAGGUGGCACCAAGAGAGCAAGAAGCCUGUGAUUCUUAUAAACCUGGAUAUGUCUAUUCCGAACUCAACUUCUGAAAUUUACAGGAACAAACUACAUCUCAGGAUGGAUUCUCACUCUGUUGCCCAGGCUGGAGUUCAGUGGCACGAUCUCAGCUCAAUUCAAUCUCCACUUUCCUGAUUCAAGUGAUUCUCAUGCCUCAGCCUCCCAAGUAGCUGGGAUUACAGGCACCCACCACCACACCUGGCUAAUUUUUGUGUUUUUAGUAGAGAUGGGGUUUCACCAUAGUGGCCAGGCUGGUCUCGAACUCCUGACCUCAGAUGAUCCGCCUACCUCGGCCUCCCAAAGUGCUGGAAUUACAAGUGUGAGCCAAUGUGCCUGGCCCUGAAUUGCUUUAGUAAAGAAAGGGUCUCCCAGAAUAAAUUCAUCUGAACAUGCA
Mandrillus leucophaeus (drill) is the source of this 1172-nucleotide messenger RNA. RefSeq names its product mast cell immunoglobulin-like receptor 1 (gene MILR1). The record is from RefSeq and is a predicted model, not a curated record. NCBI's taxonomy places the organism in Eukaryota, Metazoa, Chordata, Mammalia, Primates, Cercopithecidae. The transcript has 9 exons. Bases 49 to 810 code for a protein of 253 amino acids.